GCAGUCGUAUGCUACGCACUCGCUGGCUUUCUCUACUCACCGGGAGCGCGCAGGAUGUCUGAUCGAAUUUGAACACCAAGUGAAUUCUUCCUUCUCGUAGCCCGAGCUCCGAGCUGGUGGCGAUGCGGUUCGCACAACUGGUGAUGGGUCCUGCGGGCUCCGGCAAAUCUACCUUCUGUUCGACGAUGGUCAAGCACGCGGAAGUUUCGAAGAGGAUAAUAAAUAUCGUGAAUCUCGAUCCCGCUUGCGAGUAUUUCGACUACUCGCCGGUCUUCGAUCUCAGGGACCUGAUCCAGGUCGAUGAUGUCAUGGAAGAUGAUGACUUGAAAUUGGGCCCAAACGGGGCCCUAGUUUUUUGCCUGGAAUACAUGAUCAGAAACACUGAAUGGUUGGAAGAAAAACUGGCAGAUUCGUCCGAUGACGACUACUUUAUAUUCGACUGUCCCGGUCAGAUAGAACUCUACACGCACCUUGAUGUCAUGAAGCGCUUCAAUGAGAUGCUACAAAAGAUGGACUUCAGAGUUUGCGGCGUGUACUUGAUAGAAUCCCAAUUCAUGAUAGAAACGCACAAGUUUUUCUCCGGAGUGUUUUCGGCGUUGAGCUCGAUGGUGAACUUGGAGAUUCCGUACGUCUGUAUUCUCACCAAGAUGGAUCUCCUCAACGCAGCGGGCCGCCGGCGAAUCGGGGAAUUCGUCGAUAGUGAUGCGCAAGCGCUCCUGGACGGGAGCGCCGAAACGAUGUCCAAUCCGAAAUUCGAGGCUCUUUCGCGGGCGGUGGCCAAAGUGGUCGAUGACUUCUCCCUCGUGAGAUUCUUCCCUUUGAAUAUAAAGAACGAAGAAUCUAUUGCUGAUGCUCUAAUGCUUAUCGACAACGCGAUCCAGUAUGGCGAGGACCUCGACGUGCGGACGGCGGAGUUCGAAGAACCGGAUAAUGAGGAUUAGAAUCGUCUCGAGGCCUGUAAAUAAAUUAAUUAUACACGUGUACAUUACCGCUCU
Galendromus occidentalis (western predatory mite) is the source of this 995-nucleotide messenger RNA. Its product is annotated as GPN-loop GTPase 3. The transcript has 5 exons. NCBI's taxonomy places the organism in Eukaryota, Metazoa, Arthropoda, Arachnida, Mesostigmata, Phytoseiidae. The record is from RefSeq and is a predicted model, not a curated record. Gene Ontology annotation, molecular function: GTPase activity. The coding region runs from base 123 to 941 and encodes 272 amino acids.